CUAGUAACUAAACUAUCAAACGAGUCAGCGACACGAAGUACUAAGUAAAAAUGACAAAACUAUUGGUCUUGUGUCUUGUUUUGAGUGCGUUAUUGGUUUCGAGCCACUGCACUGAUUCGGAGAGUGAAGUCAUCGUCAAAGACGGCCACCGCGUUGUCGUGGUGGAGUACGACAGAGACGGCAAAACCAACACUAGAGUCUCGAUUCAACCGCCGGGAAAAGAAGAAGAGAAGAGAAGAGACAAAGGAGAAGUACUGUUUGGGAAUGCGAAUAGGGAAACGUCGUCGUUUCAUUCAGAAGAGAAGGAGCGUGAACACCACGUGUCCCCAGGGGAACUCGUAUGCGAUGCUCUCGGUAAGUGUAAGCUCAAGAUGGCGACUGUGUUGGGGAGAUUCAAGGACCUAACGCCUGGUGACGAACUAUUCGAUGAAACGCCCAAAGAGACCGUCGCACGUGCGGCACGUGACGUGGAAAAGAAAGCUCGUGAAGUUGAGGAACCGGUGAAUGAAAGGGCCACAAAGAAGGCUCAUAAGUCCCACAACGUUUGGGAGGAGGCAAAGAUCGCGGUGAGGGGGAUAGGGACUACGGUUGGGAAGGCGCUUGGGCUGACGAAGAUUGGGAGCGUGGUAGGUCUAGUGGGGAUCGCGGCGGCGUACGGGAUGUGCGUGUGGGUGACGUUCGUGUCGGGCUACGUGUUGGGGUCGGUUCUUGGGAGGCAGCAAUAUGAUGUGGUGCAGAGCAAGAUGUAUCCGGUGUACUUCAAGGCAGUCUCUGUAGGAAUCCUGAUUGCGUUGUUAGGACACGUCAUCAGCCGGCGCCGGAAGGUUUUUACCGAUGCGGUGGAUAUGUGGCAAGCCGUUAACCUCUUGUCCUCGAUCUUGAUGGUCGAAGCUAAUGCCUCAUUUGUUGACCCACGAGUCACCAAGGCAAUAUUUGAGCGGAUAAAAGCUGGAAAAGAAGAUGGAAGAGGACUUGACACGCCAGAUUCACAGUCAAGUGAAACAGCGGCUCAAACCAUCGGUAAGAAGAUUAGAGAGAAGAUGGACGAGGAUGGGGUGAAGCAGCGACUGAAAAAGCUGAGUGAGAGGCAUUGUAGAUUAAAUGCUUACUCAUCGCGGCUAAAUUUACUAACUCUCAUAUCUCUCACUUGGCACUUUGUGUAUCUCGGCCAUCGACUAAACCUUACUUGAUGAUGGAUCAAGCCAUCGAUACAUUUACUUGGUUUUACAUUGGCUGGUUAAAAUGUUUGUUUUACUUAAUAUUUGUUGGAUUUUCUUAGUCCAACUCAAGUCCCCAUUAGUAUGAUAUUGUCCGCUUUGAGCUCAAAAGUUCGUACGGAUUUGUUAUUGGACUAUUUUUCAAAAGGUCUCGUAGGUUUGGAUUUGAUU
Messenger RNA from Camelina sativa (false flax), 1388 nucleotides. RefSeq lists its product as uncharacterized. The record is from RefSeq and is a predicted model, not a curated record. NCBI's taxonomy places the organism in Eukaryota, Viridiplantae, Streptophyta, Magnoliopsida, Brassicales, Brassicaceae.